Molecule: messenger RNA, 1263 nt
Organism: Zea mays
Lineage: Eukaryota; Viridiplantae; Streptophyta; Magnoliopsida; Poales; Poaceae
Product: putative ubiquitin-conjugating enzyme family
Exons: 8
Coding region: 397-879 (160 amino acids)
Source: RefSeq, a predicted model, not a curated record
UCCGGCACAUGUUUGUCGUUUUCUCUAGUGCCGCCGAGACGCUUUCCUUCCACCUGCCGACCGACGCACGCGGACGCCUCCGUUCGUACUCCCGCCGCCUGUAGAGGCCUCGUCCUCUCGCCCACCGGCGAAAAACCGUUCCCCUCUGCCGUUUCCGGGUCUCUUAGUGCAAGCAAGGAGGCCGUUCCACGCUCCUCCAGCGAGCUCCGUUCUGAAGCGGCAAGAAAGAUGAUUAAUCUUUUCAAAAUAAAGGGUCAAAAGAAAGAUGAGGCAGCAAGUGCUACUGGAAAGGCCCCUGUUAAGAAACAGUCUGCUGGGGAGCUCCGUCUUCAUAAAGCCUCCUCCCAUUUACAACAUGUCUGAAGGUUCCGACACCAAUGCCAUGAUAUUUUUUGUAUGCUGGUGGCUGCUUCAGGCAUAUUCACAUCUGAAGAUAUUAGUGAGCUCAACCUGCCGAAGACCACAUCAAUUUCUUUUCCCAAUGGCAAGGAUGAUCUGAUGAAUUUUGAGAUCACCAUCCGACCUGAUGAAGGAUAUUACAUGGGAGGCGCUUUCGUUUUCACCUUUCAAGUGUCCCCAUCUUAUCCUCAUGAUCCUCCGAAGGUCAAAUGCAAGACCAAGGUGUACCAUCCAAAUAUUGAUUUGGAAGGCAAUGUCUGUCUGAACAUUCUGCGUGAAGAUUGGAAGCCUGUUCUCAACAUCAACACCGUUAUUUAUGGCCUGAAUCUUCUUUUUACGCAACCAAACGACGAGGAUCCUUUGAACCACGAAGCUGCAGCUGUCCUCCGUGGCAACCCAAAGAUGUUUGAGGCAAAUGUGAAAAGAGCCAUGACCGGAGGCUACGUAGGCCAACACUAUUUCCAAAGAUGCUUGGCUUGAUGUGAUGGCUUCAAGCCAGCGGGCCCAUGUAUCAGCACCAGCGCGCCCAGGUUUGGAGGAUUUUUGUGGAUUUAGGGCGCUUCUGGAAGCAAAGGUCAAAUCGGUCGUUGUUGAUAAUGUGAUGUACUCCCUCAGUUCUUUUUAUUUUUCAUGUUUUAGUAUAAAAAUGAACUAACAAACGACAAAUAUUCGAUAACGAGGUAGUAUCUGUUUGCCCUGUGACGUGUUUAAAACCGGUGAAUUUGGGGAUAUGGUGGUGUCACAAGGGAAAAUGCUUCUCCAAUUAUAUCACUCGAUAAAUACUAAACGAGAAAUGGGAACUGGAUUGUAAAGAAGAUCGCUUCUUUUCCAGAAAAAACAAAAUUGAGGUGGUAUCUUUGAUUU